UGUCAGAAUCAAUCUCUCAAAGACUCGGAUUGGUUUCUACUGCAAAAGCUUUGCUACAAUUAGAUACUACUGAAUUGAAGAAGAAGCUAGAUCAGAAAAUAGUCGACAAACCUGUUUUCCUAUUUCCUAAAGAGCUAAAGGUUAACCGAAAUAGGACUAAAGAAGAUUCCUAAAUCUCCCCCUUCAGGAGUAGCAAAUCCUACUGAAGAUCAGUACACAGGGCAGAAAAAGGGAAGAUUCAGACAUGGAAGUGGGGAAAUGGUGUAUAAAACAGGAAAAAUUUAUAAUGGAAACUGGGAAUAUGACUGCUAUCAAGGCAGGGGUAUUCUAAUAUACCCUAACGGUAUUAAAUAUCAAGGAGAAUUUAAUGAUGGAGAAAGACAUGGACCAGGCUCCAUUACCUAUCCUAAUAAAGCAAAGUUUGUAGGUACCUGGGUUCAUGACCUUCCAAAAUCAGGGACUUUGGUCACCCAUGAUAUGCUUAAGAUAAAAGGUGAAUUCACAGAUGCUGAUUUCACAGGAAAGGGGACUAUUGAGUUCCACAACGGAGAUUUUUAUAAAGGUUAUUUUAGAGGGAAUCUCCCUACCAAAACUGGCAAAAUGUAUUAUAAUAACAGGUCAACUUAUGAAGGUCAAUUUAAAAACGGGAAAAAGCAUGGUGAAGGAAUUAUCAAAUUCUCCAAUGGGGAUAUUUAUGAAGGAUACUUUAAACAUGAUCAAAGAGAUGGAUAUGGCCAAGCAGUAUUCCAUAGCGGGCACCUCCAAGAUGGUUUAUGGAGAAAAGGUGUUUUCAUCGAGAAUAAUGAUCAGAUUAAUAAAGGCAACUUAAACAAAAUCACUAAACUUGAAGAAUACAAAUCUCACACCUCAAAGCCUUCCGCUAUACAAGCCAAGAGGCGUCAUUUAAGCUACUUAGGAAGCCUUGACCGAUUAAACAUCUACAAAAACAAUUUUUUGCCCACUCAUAAACCCUCUCAGCUCUCUUCAAUCGGUCACUCGUUGCUCCAAAGCCCUAAGAAAUCCCCUCUGCCUCUCCUCCCAAGUAAGGAUCUCUAGUUGUCU
This is a messenger RNA of Moneuplotes crassus, 1062 nucleotides long. NCBI's taxonomy places the organism in Eukaryota, Ciliophora, Spirotrichea, Euplotida, Euplotidae. The record is from the annotation of a GenBank genome assembly.